GUAAUUUAUUUAUAAGAAAAAGAGCCAGAGCCAGAAAAGCAAAAGGGAAAACAUAAUUAAUUAAGCAGAAGAAAAAGAACAAGUAUGGCCGCGAGCUCCGCUAGUUGCUGCCUCAACCGUCUUUCCCCCCCGCCGGCGACCAGUACCCUUCCUUCUUCCUUCCCCGCCAUCCAACUUCCACGGUUCAACGGCGAAAAGUUGAGGAGCCACUGCGUGGUGGGGAUGGCGUGCAUGGUGAUCGGCCUCGAAACCGCCGGCAGCGAUUGGACCGCCGGCGCCAUGAUGAGUUCGUCGGGUGCAGCCGACGCCGGGGAUCUGCUGGAGAAAGUAACGGCGGGAGGUAACGAGAAAUUAACAAGGGGCCCACGGUGGAGCGACAAGCGGAUGUGUCCUUCGUGGCAACUCAACUCGCUGGAGACCAUAGUCCCAGAGAAUCUGCCUCGGCCGUCGGCGAGCAGGAGAUCGGAGUCCGUCGAAUUAACCGGUGGUGGGUCGGCGAGGGAUUCCCCGGCGGCCGGUGAUGGAGGGUUUGUCAAGCGUGGGGGUAGAUUGGGAAGCUGCUUUUCGAUGUGAUCAGAUCAGAUCAGAUCAAGUUGUGUUCCAAUAAUGUAGGAGUUGAGUUGGUGUCACCACCAUGUGGAUGUAAAUAAUAGAUAUUUACGCACGCACAAAAUUGUCAAAAUCAGGA
Linum tenue is the source of this 688-nucleotide messenger RNA. NCBI's taxonomy places the organism in Eukaryota, Viridiplantae, Streptophyta, Magnoliopsida, Malpighiales, Linaceae. The record is from the annotation of a GenBank genome assembly.